AUGGGAACCGGGGGCUGGGGGGGGGGGGGAGGACCGGGACGGGGACCAGGACAAGGAUCGGGGUCAGGGACCGGGAACGGGGAGGGUGAGGACCGGGACGGAGACCGGGACGGGGUCGGGGACCGGGACGGGGACCGGGUCGGGGACCGGGACGGGGUCGGGGACGGGGUCGGGGACCGGGACGGGGACGGGGACCGGGACGGGGACGGAGACCGGGACGGGGUCGGGGACGGGGUCGGGGACCGGGACGGGGACCGGGACGGGGACCGGGUCGGGGUCGGGGACCGGGACGGGGUCGGGGACGGGGUCGGGGACCGGGACGGGGACGGGGACCGGGACGGGGACGGGGACCGGGUCGGGGUCGGGGACCGGGACGGGGACCGGGUCGGGGUCGGGGACCGGGACGGGGUCGGGGACGGGGUCGGGGACCGGGACGGGGUCGGGGACCGGGACGGGGACGGGGACGGGGACCGGGACGGGGACGGGGACCGGGUCGGGGUCGGGGACCGGGACGGGGACCGGGUCGGGGUCGGGGACCGGGACGGGGUCGGGGACGGGGUCGGGGACCGGGACGGGGUCGGGGACCGGGACGGGGACGGGGACGGGGACCGGGACGGGGACGGGGACAGGGACGGGGUCGGGGACGGGGUCGGGGACGGGGACAGGGACAGGGACGGGGUCGGGGGUGAGGACCGGGUCGGGGUCAGGGGUGAGGACGGGGUCGGGGUCGCGGCGCCCCGGCCCCGGCCGCCCCCGCCACGGCGGGGCGGGUCAGAGGUCGCGGCCCGCGCGCUUCCGCCGCCGCCCGGCGUCCCGUCACCUCCGCGCCCGGACGGCGCGGCGGGAGCCGAGCGAGGUCCUCACCGGAGGCGGAGGCCGCCGCUGAGGGAGGGAGGAGGCCGGAGGAGGGCCCGGCCGCCGCCGCCGCCGCCGCGAUCCGCGUCUGGACGGAGCUCGCGCCGCCCGACCGCCGCCGCCGCCGCCGCGCGUCUCCCCGCCCCCGCCGCGCGCGUCGCCGUGACGUGA
This is a messenger RNA of Dipodomys spectabilis (banner-tailed kangaroo rat), 1026 nucleotides long. Its product is annotated as protein qua-1-like. The record is from RefSeq and is a predicted model, not a curated record. Bases 1 to 1026 code for a protein of 341 amino acids. Lineage: Eukaryota; Metazoa; Chordata; Mammalia; Rodentia; Heteromyidae. The transcript has a single exon.